GGGGAACCAAACACCCUGAGACACAGAGAACCGGAAGAAGCUGGGGCAAGGCCAAGGCGGAGAGUGGCCUUCCUGUGUCAGAGAAGGAGGAGGGACCACCUGAGGAAGGAGCUGCAGCAGCAGAGGAGAACUGGAGGAGCCCCUUGGCCUCUGUUUCGCCUCCGAGGAGCUCUGCCCAGCGGGACUGAGAAGCGUCGUCUGUAUUUCUGUCUGUCUAUAUUUCUGUCUAUACUCAUCAUGUAGAAGUCUUAGAAAUUAAAGUUUAAAAAGCAAAAUUGACCCCCCCCCAAAAGAUACCUUGAUUCGACUUAUCCAGAGGUCAAUAGAAAUGAGCCACUUUCCAACUUGGAAUCAGUUAUGAAGCAAUUCCCUGCCUUGAGAAGGUCAUCAGGACAGCUCAUUCAUAGAACAGCUUUGCUUCUUCAGAGGCUUUAGUGUUUCCAGUAAUUUUACCACUCUUUGUCUGCGAUGAAUCUGGCAAGAGAGGAAAAUGUUCCUUCGCCCCAUUAGAAACUGCCUGGGAGAACAGCUCCAAGUUGGAAAAGCUAGACUCAGCUCGCUGUGAGGUAGGAAAGGCCCUUCUCACUGUUCCGGCUAAGUACAGAGGCAGAACCAUGGUGAAGAAAAGUCUGAGAGAGGAUAGGCUCAGCUCAGAUGGCCAGCGCCAGCGCUUCAGACAGUUUGGCUACCAAGAGGCUUUGGGGCCCCGAGGCAUUUGCAGCCAGCUCUACUAUCUCUGCUGCCAGUGGCUGAAGCCAGAGAGACACACCAAGGCUCAGAUGCUGGACCUGGUAAUCCUUGAGCAGUUCCUGGCUGUCCUUCCCCCAGAGAUGGAGGUCUGGGUGAGAGAGUGUGGAGCAGAGACCAGUUCCCAGGCAGUGGCCUUGGCAGAGGGCUUCAUCCUGAGUCAAGCAAAAGAGAUAAAACAAGAGCAGCAGGACUGGUAUGUGGAUGAGGUUACUGCGGUAGAGAAUCGUCCUUCUGAGAGGAAGGGGAGUGUGCAUGACAAGGACGGAGAAUCCCAUUCAAUAGGAGAUGCAGUAAGGACAUGUCCAAAAUACAAAAGCUCCUCUCUACACAGUGAUGGUCGCAGAACAGUUUCUGUGGGACCUGAUCAGGUGACAUUUGAAGACGUGGCUGUGUAUUUCACUGAGGAGGAGUGGGCCCUGCUGGAUCCAGGCCAAAAGGCCCUUCACUGGGAAGUGAUGGAGCGGAAUUUGGGUCUCAUGUCCUCUCUGGGUGGAGAUGGGCAAGAGAUUGAGAAUGAAGAAGAAUCAUACUGGAUUGAUGACAUCUUUGGAAUCUCACAUCAAGAAAUAACACAGAAAGGAAAAGAACAGCAUAAAUGUACUUGCGUUGCAUGUGAGGGGCUCUCCAGCUGUAAAGCCAGCCUUAAUCUUCAUAGGAGAACCAACACAAUAGAGAAAUCUUACAAAGGUGGUAACUGUGGAAAGUCCACCAGUUUUAGGAAGUGUCUGAUUUCCCAUGAAAGCAUUCAAACGAAAGAGAAACCAUUUAAGUGCUUGGAAUGUGGAAACAGCUUUGUCUGGAGAUCACACCUCAUGAUACACCAAAGAACCCACACAGGGGAAAAACCAUUUAAAUGUUUGUGGUGUGGAAAGAGUCUAAGCCGGAGGUCACACCUUUUGGAUCAUAUAAGAACCCACACAGGACAGAAACCAUUUAAAUGCUCAGAAUGUGGCAAAAGAUUCAGUCAGAAAAGAAGCCUCACUUGUCAUCAGGCAACUCACACAGGAGAAAAACCAUUUAAAUGCUUGGAGUGUGGGAAAAGUUUCAGUCAGAAAAGAAAGCUCACACAUCAUCAAGCAACACAUACAGAGGAGAAACCAUUUGAAUGUUUGGACUGUGGGAAAAGUUUCUUUUGGAAAAUAAGCCUUACUCACCAUCAAGCAAUGCACACAGGGGAAAAACCAUUUAAGUGCUCAGAAUGUGGGAAAAGUUUCAGUCGGAAAGCAGGCCUCUCUUGUCAUCAAGCAAUGCACACAGGGGAGAAACCAUUUAAAUGCUCAGAGUGUGGGAAAAGUUUCAGUUGGAAGACAGGCCUCACAUAUCAUCUAGCAACACACACAGGAGAGAAACCAUUUAAAUGCUUGGAGUGUGGAAAAAGUUUUCGUUGGAAGACAGGCCUCACGUAUCAUCAAGCAACGCAUACAGGAGAGAAACCAUUUAAAUGCUUGGAAUGUGAAAAGAGCUUUAAUUGGAAGAUGGACCUUAUUCGUCAUCAAGCAAUUCACGUAGGGGAAAAACUGUUUAAAUGCUUGGAGUGUGGGAAAAGUUUCAGUCAGAAAAGAAAUCUCACUCAUCAUCAAGUUAUGCACUCUGGGGAGAAGCCAUUUAAAUGCUCAGAGUGUGGAAAGAGUUUCAGUUGGAAGAUAGACCUCAGUCGUCACCAAGCUACUCACACAGGGGAGAAACCAUUUAAAUGCUUAGAAUGUGGGAAAUGUUUCACUCAGAAGACAGGCCUCACUUAUCAUCAAGCAACACACACAGGAGAGAAACCAUUUAAAUGCUUGGAGUGUGGGAAAAGUUUCAGUUGGAAGACAGGUCUCACUUAUCAUCUAGCAACUCACACAGGGGAGAAACCAUUUAAUUGUCUUGAGUGUGGAAAAAGUUUCAGUCAGAAAAGAAGUCUCACUCAUCACCAAGCAAUGCACACAGGGGAGAGACCAUUCAAGUGUUUGGAGUGUGGAAAGAGCUUCAGCUGGAAAAUGGACCUUAGUCGUCAUCAAACAACACACACAGGGGAAAAACCAUUUAAAUGCUUGGAAUGUGGGAAAAGUUUCACUCAGAAAACAGGCCUCACCCGUCAUCAAGUGACGCACACUGGGGAGAAACCAUUCAAGUGCUCAGAGUGUGGAAAAAGUUUCAGUCGAAAGAUGCAUCUCACCCGCCAUCAAGCAAAUCACACGGGGGGGAAAUCUUUAGCUACUUCGAAUGAGGAAAUUAUAUCAGUCAUAAUAUAGUGUGAGGCUCCACAUGUUGUUGAGCAACUCACACAAGAGAGAAAUAAUGGAAAUGACUGGAACGUGGGAAAGGUGUUGGUAGGAGCUGACAUCUUAUGUGACGUCAAAGAGAAAAUGUUUAAAUGCCUGGAGUGUAGAAAGUGCUCCAAUCAUUUCUCAUAUUUUAAGACUGACACAGACAUCGACAUGUAGGAACCAGCUCACCUGUUAUCAGGAAAACACAUGGGGAAACUACAGUGGACCCUUGUUAUAUGCUGGGGUUUGGCUCCAAGAUCCCCCGUGUAUAACAAAAUCUGCGUAUGCUCAAGUCCCAUUAAAUAUAAUGACAUAGCAAAAUGGUGUCCCUUAUAAAAA
Messenger RNA from Sceloporus undulatus (fence lizard), 3338 nucleotides. Its product is annotated as oocyte zinc finger protein XlCOF6-like. Gene Ontology annotation, biological process: regulation of transcription by RNA polymerase II. The coding region runs from base 615 to 2984 and encodes 789 amino acids. NCBI's taxonomy places the organism in Eukaryota, Metazoa, Chordata, Lepidosauria, Squamata, Phrynosomatidae. The transcript has 6 exons. Gene Ontology annotation, molecular function: RNA polymerase II cis-regulatory region sequence-specific DNA binding; DNA-binding transcription activator activity, RNA polymerase II-specific. The record is from RefSeq and is a predicted model, not a curated record. Gene Ontology annotation, cellular component: nucleus.